Molecule: messenger RNA, 917 nt
Organism: Hibiscus syriacus
Lineage: Eukaryota; Viridiplantae; Streptophyta; Magnoliopsida; Malvales; Malvaceae
Product: 1-aminocyclopropane-1-carboxylate oxidase-like
Exons: 3
Coding region: 1-816 (271 amino acids)
Source: RefSeq, a predicted model, not a curated record
AUGGAAAACUUUCCAGUGAUCAACAUGGACAAUGGUGAGGAGAGAGCAGCCACCAUGGACCAAAACAAAUAUGCCUGUCAGAACUGGGCUCAUUUGUUGCAGGUGCUGAACCAUGGAAUUCCACAUGAUUUUCUAGACACUGUGGAAAGGUUGAAGAAAGAGCAUUACAAGAAAAGCAUGGAGCAGAGGUUCAAGGAACUGGUGGCAACCAAGGCCAUGGAGGGCCUCGAGGCCGAGGUUACCGAUAUGGAUUGGGAAAGCACAUUCCACUUGCGCCAUCUUCCUCAAUCAAACAUAUCUGAAAUCCCAGAUCUAUCUGAUGAAUACAUGAAGGUGAUGAAAGAAUUUGCAUUGAAAUUGGAGAAACUAGCAGAAGAGCUCCCGGACUUUUUGUGCGAGAACCUGGGAGUAGAGAAGGGAUACCUGAAAAAAGCUUUCUAUGGGGCAGAAGGUCCAACCUUUGGCAUCAAAGUUGCUAACUACCCACCAUGCCCAACCCCAGACAAAAUCAAGGGUCUCAGAGCUCUCACUGAUGCCGGUGGCAUCAUCUUGCUCCUCCAAGACCCCCAAGUGGGAGGCCUUCAGCUUCUUAAAGACGAUGAAUGGGUGGAUGUUCCCCCGUUGCGCCACUCCGUUGUCAUCAACCUCGGGGAUCAGCUCGAGGUCAUCACGAAUGGCAAGUACAAGAGCGUGGAGCAUAGAGUUGUUGCUCAAACCGACGGUGCUCGCAUGUUGAUAGCUUCGUUCUACAACCCUGGCAGCGACGCUGUUAUCUACCCGGCACCGGCCCUGCUGGAGAAAGCAAAGGAAGAUUAGAAGAAAAAAGUGUACCCCAAAUUUAUGUUUGAAGAUUACAUGAAGCUAUACGCUGGACUGAAAUUCCAGGCCAAGGAACCGAGGUUUGAAGCCAUGAAGGC